AACAGAGAUAUCAUAUUCUGAUAUAUUCAUAUUCACAUUUUCAUAUCUCUUGAAUAUAGAAAGACACCAAAAACCAUGAAAUUUGUGGCGCGUGUUUACCUCACACUAUGGCUAGCAUCUUCUUUUAUCAUUAUGAUGGCCACAGUACAAAGGGCAAGGUUGUUGUUUGCGACAAAUGAAUACUACGUUCGAGUGAUUAACGGUUUCAGUGACAAUUCCUCUGUGCCGUUGGUGAUUUGGUGUGCCUCGGAGGAGAUGGAUCUUGGAGGGCGUGCUCUGCAAGAACACGAUGAUUUCAGCUGGGUGAUGAGGCCGAAUUUCUGGAGCAGCAACCGCAUGAAGUGCACCAUGAAAUGGGGCAAUACGAGGAAGAGCUUCGAGGCGUUUAAGGCUUCUAGGGACACUGAUCGGUGUGGCCUUCAUAGGAUGUGUUCUUGGAUGGUAACUCAAAAUGGGUUUUAUUUCAGCAAUGAUGAGGUUAAUUGGAGGAAGGAUUUCUUGUGGUGAAUCCUCAAUUAUGUCAUGAAUGAGGACUUUAAUAAAAAUUACAUCCAAAUAUUUUGGAAGCCAUGCAUUUGGUUUGUA
Molecule: messenger RNA, 585 nt
Organism: Glycine soja
Lineage: Eukaryota; Viridiplantae; Streptophyta; Magnoliopsida; Fabales; Fabaceae
Product: S-protein homolog 5-like
Exons: 1
Coding region: 76-507 (143 amino acids)
Source: RefSeq, a predicted model, not a curated record